AUUUUAUUCUGGAAAAUGGCGACUCACUAGAAAAGAAACCGUCUUGUUACCUUGAUUCAAGAUUGGGGGACAUCGCUCACCAGAAGCUGAAUUAUGGCCACCUUUGAUGCAUUGUGGGAGGACAGAGAUGUGCGCUUCGAUAUUAGUCCUCAACAAAUGAAGAUGCGUCCUGGUGAGAUACUUAUAGAUAGACUUGAUUCAGUUGAAGACACUAAAGGAAAUAAUGGAGACAGAGGUCGCCUAAUAAUAACCAAUCUAAGAAUAAUAUGGCAUUCUCAGACGCUGCCGAGAGUGAAUCUCUCUGUUGGGUACAAUUGUAUCGUUAACAUCACCACAAGGACGGCUAAUUCUAAACUUAGAGGACAGACAGAAGCAUUAUAUAUAUUAACCCGGUGUAAUAACACACGAUUUGAGUUCAUAUUCACUAAUCUUGUACCUGGAAGUCCUAGAUUGUUUACCUCUGUCAUCUCUGUGCAUCGUGCUUAUGAGACAUCCAAGAUGUAUCGUGACCUCAAACUAAGAGGGGCAUUAAUUAACAACAAACAGUUGAAGUUACUACCGCAGGAGCAAGUCUAUGAUCAAAUUAACGGUGUCUGGAAUCUGUCAAGUGAUCAGGGUAAUUUAGGAACAUUUUUCAUCACCAAUGUACGUCUGGUAUGGCAUGCUAACAUGAAUGAUAGUUUUAAUGUCAGUGUGCCGUAUUUACAAAUGAGGACUGUCAAAAUCCGUGAUUCUAAGUUUGGUUUGGCAUUGGUCCUUGAAACAUCAGUACAGAGUGGUGGAUAUGUGUUGGGUUUUCGCAUAGAUCCAGUGGAGAAACUACAAGAGGUGGUGAAAGAAAUCCAGAGUCUACACCGUGUGUACAGUGCUAGUCCAGUGUUUGGUGUAGAAUUUGAAAAUGAAGAUAAACCACAGGGCUUGGAAGAUUUAAUGAUUGAAACCGUUCAAGACGAUGUGGAGAUUGUCAAUGAGGACGAACAAUCAGAUGCAUUUGCUGCCUAUUUUGCCGAUGGUGACAAGCAAAAAGACCGUCCACCGGUAUACUCAGAAGAACUGGGAUUAGCAAUAGAAAAACUUAAAGAUGGUUUUACAUUGUCAGGUCUUUGGGAAGUAAUGGACCAAAAGUCAUCAUGA
Messenger RNA from Saccoglossus kowalevskii, 1134 nucleotides. RefSeq names its product BBSome complex member BBS5-like. Gene Ontology annotation, molecular function: phosphatidylinositol-3-phosphate binding. The record is from RefSeq and is a predicted model, not a curated record. Lineage: Eukaryota; Metazoa; Hemichordata; Enteropneusta; Harrimaniidae. Gene Ontology annotation, biological process: intracellular transport; cilium assembly. Gene Ontology annotation, cellular component: ciliary basal body; BBSome.